Molecule: messenger RNA, 969 nt
Organism: Penaeus chinensis
Lineage: Eukaryota; Metazoa; Arthropoda; Malacostraca; Decapoda; Penaeidae
Product: gamma-crystallin N-like
Exons: 6
Coding region: 116-850 (244 amino acids)
Source: RefSeq, a predicted model, not a curated record
ACACACACACACACACACACACACACACACACACACACUAGAUACGAGCAUAUAUCAGCAGUAGGAGUGUCUCCCUUUGGCUCACUCUCACUCUCGCUUCACGUCUAGCCUCAUCAUGAAGCUUAACGUCACGUCAGCUGUUCUCCUCCUCGUGCUCGUGGGCGUUUCUCCUGGCUCCGCUUCCUACUCCUCGGAAACGCGUUGCUGGGCCGACCAAAACCAACACGGGGAAUGGUUUGACUUUAACGAGUUCUUUCACAACCUCGCCGAUAUCCACUUCGACAAUACCAUAGAGAGUGUCAGGGAGACGGGAAUGUGGAUGUAUUACGAGCACGCCGACUACAACACGCACCAAGCAGGCCUGGUGUUCUGGGCCAGCGGCAUCGACUUCAGCGGCAAUGUUCCAGCGCAGUAUGCAAACAUGGCUACCUCUCUGAGAUACGCCGGCAGUCCUUACAGCUUGGAUGAUGAGACAUGGAAUGUGUACUCUGGCGAAGCCUUCACUGGCGAUGCAUUGUGGGGAUAUGAGGAUGCAGCUUCACUCGGUUCCCUCGGCGACGAUGUCUCAUCCAUCAUUAUUGUCGGCCAAAGCGCUUGGACGUUCUAUGAUGGGAGAGACUUCCACGGAACCAACAGUGUUUGUUUGAGGCCUAAUUUCAAGUUUGGUCGAGACUCUGACGGACGAUCUCUGCACGUGGGCAUCUUCCCGACGCCCGCUCACUUCCAAAUCAGCGACAACAACAUCGAGUCGGUGCGGAAAGGCUGUUGGUCGGAGAACGUGGUCUACGGGGAAUCCGUCAGAACCAAUUCCAGCUCUCCCAGUGGCGCUUGCGGAUUUCUCAACGGUUAAUGCCUCAUCUACAUACCCUGUUUGAUGGAUCGCUCCCAUCUGGACCGACGGAUUUGCUCUCGCUUCCUAGCGGUGGGUUGUGGGGCGAAGAACCUCCCGGAAUAAAGUUUCAAGACCUA